Messenger RNA from Photinus pyralis (common eastern firefly), 1971 nucleotides. It is a transcript of the gene Dgkepsilon, whose product is annotated as diacylglycerol kinase epsilon. The record is from RefSeq and is a predicted model, not a curated record. Bases 164 to 1711 code for a protein of 515 amino acids. The transcript has 9 exons. NCBI's taxonomy places the organism in Eukaryota, Metazoa, Arthropoda, Insecta, Coleoptera, Lampyridae. Gene Ontology annotation, molecular function: ATP-dependent diacylglycerol kinase activity.
GACACUAUACUGAUAACCAAAAAACUGUCAAAAGUAACUUUUUGUUUUGACGUUUUAGGGGUAUACAAAAAUAUUUAAACAAUUUUAAAUAAACUAAAAUUUAAAAUGGAAUUUUGCUCCAUUCCACAAAGAUUUUUAUUUAGUUCUUGUAGGUCACAAAAGUAUGACAGUUUUCAGUAAACUCUUCAGUUACAUCGGCUCGAUAGCGUGGCAGCCUAUUACCAUGUUCGGUUUUCUGGAUGCACACCCUUAUGGUGGAGUUCUCUCUGCGAUAUCCACCAUUAUUUUCUGUAUGGCGGCCUUUUACUUCCUCAGAUGGUUUACCGGCGAAACAAAGAUCGAAAUUAAAGACAAGAAUCACAGCUGGAAAAGUAUUAAGAUAACUUCCAAGGCUUGGUAUUGUUCAAUCUGUGAGGAGUUACUUUUGCAUGGUUUUGGGGUGUAUUGUGACUGUUGUGGCGUUUGUGCGGAUGCAGAGUGUUUGAAGAAGGCCAACCAAACUUUGCUAUGCAAAAUUAUGACAAGUAAAACUGAUAGUCUACCUCACCAUUGGGUUAAAGGGAAUCUGCCACUGGGCGCUUGCUGUGAUGUUUGCCAUGAAGAGUGCGCCCUCGAGCCCGGGUUGGUUGAUUUUCGAUGUUGUUGGUGCAAUCGCAACGUGCACGAAGAGUGUUUACCCGACCGCCAAACUCUGUGCGACUUUGGACCAUUUAGGAACCUAAUUGUUCCGCCUUGGUGCAUACAAGUUGUCAGACGUAAGGGAAGUUUGCAUAAACACCUACUGUUAAAAGGCGUUAAACAUCCCGGAUGGGCUAAUUGGUCUCCGUUAGUGGUUGUAGCCAACAGAAAGUCUGGGAAUAAUGAUGGUGAAAUGGUUUUGUCUGAGUUUAGACGUUACCUGAAUCCAGCCCAAGUCAUGGACUUGUCGGAACGACCGCCUGCCGUUAUUCUUCAAUGGAGUAUUUUGAUUGCACCUCAGCCUGUUAAAAUGAUGGUGGCUGGUGGUGACGGUACUGUCGCUUGGAUUCUUAGUGCCGCUCAGAAACUGGAUUUAGAUCCAGACCCUGCAGUUGGUAUAAUUCCUCUGGGAACUGGUAAUGAUUUAUCACGAGUGUUGGGAUGGGGAAGUGAGCAUUCCUCAGAUUUGGACCUUCAUUCUGUUUUAGAACUCGUCCAGCGAGCUAAAACUGGAUUACUUGAUCGAUGGAGUGUAGAAAUUCUCACCCACCGUCAGUUGAGUCAUUUGGGGAUUCGAAUGUCUAAAACAGACAUUUACAUGUAUAAUUACAUAAGUAUUGGCGUCGAUGCGCAGGUGACUUUGGAUUUUCAUAGAGCUCGAAGUAGUCGCUUUUAUCCUUUUGGGAGUCGCUUUUUUAAUAAGAUGUUGUAUUUAGGUUUUGGUACACAGCAAGUAGUUGCAGCCGAUUGUAAAAAUUUGGAGCAGAGAUUGAAUUUGUACUUGGAUGGAGUUCAGGUUGAUUUACCCGAAUUAGAGUCGAUAGUGAUUCUUAACAUUGCUUCGUGGGGCGCUGGAGUCAAUUUAUGGGGUGAAGGCACUAAUGCUCCUUCACAAUCACAUUGUGAUGGGGUUUUGGAAGUUAUAGGGGUGUAUUCGUCAUUCCACAUUGCCCAAUUGCAAGUUGGUCUUUCAAAACCACACAGAAUUGGGCAGGCGAAAAGAAUAGAUAAUCUUUUAGAUACAUUUACAUAAAAGUGCACCUAUGCAAGUAGAUGGAGAACCAUGGGAUCAACAACCCGCACAUGUAAAAAUAUCCUUCGUUAAUAAGGCUACUGUUUUGCUAAAUCCUAUAUAAGCAUAAUCAAAAUGGGGUACAGUAUUAAUUUUUUAUCAUGCACCUACAAUUAAUUUUAUUUAUAAUGCACGUAUUGUUGUUACUUUAUUUAAAUAUAUUUUGUAUUACUGUUGUUUAUAUUCUGGUACUCUACCACAAUAAAAUUAUUUAUCUGUCA